AUGUCUCUAAGAGAUAUCCGAAUUGUUGUUGGAAUAGAUUUUGGAACCACAUUUUCAGGUUUUGCCUAUGCUAACAAAGUAAAUUCCGAAAUAUCGACUAACAACAUUUGGCCAGACCAUGUAGGUCAAUUUAAAACUAACACAGCACUAUUGUAUGACAAUGAUUUAAGUGAAAUCAAAGCGUGGGGUCGUUCUGCAUUGGCUGAGAAACCAAGUAAAAGACGUCCACAAAGAUCGAAUAAUUCGAUACACGUUGAAUUAUUUAAAUUACAUUUGGGUGAUAUUCCAGAUGAUGACAAACCGAUAUUACCCGAAAAUUUGCAUUAUAAACAAGCAAUAACUGAUUAUCUCAGAGAAUUAGGUAAAAUUUUCAAAUUUCCAUUGGUGGUAAAAGAUACCAUAGACAAACGUUGGCCAGGCAUUGAUUUUUUAAGAAAUGUUCUACUGGUAUUUGCGGUUCCUGCCGAAUUUUCUGAAAAAGUAAAAGGAAUAAUGAGAGAAUGUAUAUAUAACGCAGAGUUAAUAGAGACACCCAAUUCUCAAAAUUUACAAUUUACUACAGAACAUACGUUAAAAGAAUGUUAUGAAUUUCCAGUUGGAAGAACAUUCUUAUUAGUCGAUUGUGGGGGAGGUACUAUAGAUCUUACAACCAGAAAAUUAUUGAGAGGAAAUAAAUUGGGGGAAAUCACUGAACGUACUGGUGGUUUUUAUGGUAGUUCCUAUGUUGACAGAGAAUUUUUAAAAUUUAUUAAACGUAUAGUUGGUGCUUCAGCUCUCAGAUUACUUCAAAAAAAUCAUUAUAGUCAAUUUCAAUAUAUGGUUCAAGAAUUUUGUAGACUUGUUAAAACGGUUUUUACUGGUGAUUUGGAAAGAUUCAACAUUUUCGAAUUUGAUUUUAACGAAUUUUGCCCUGCUAUUAAACAAUAUGUUCAAGGUUCUUUAAGAGAUCAAUUGGAAGAAGAUGAAUGGAUAAUAGAUAUUGAUUUUUAUACCGUUAAAGCAAUGUUUGAUCCAGUAAUUAGUCAAAUAAUCAAUUUAAUAAGUUUACAAUUAAAUAGUUCUCAUAGCGAUUGUGCAGCUAUUUAUUUAGUUGGUGGCUUCAGUGAGUCAAAAUACUUACAAACCAGAAUAAGAUCUGCUUUCAAUUAUAUUCCUCAUAUUUUGGUUCCGAAAGAACCUCUUACUGCAGUUGCUCGUGGUGCAGUUCAAUAUGGUUUAAACAUGAAAACUAUUAAAACUAGAGUAUUAAAAUAUUCUUAUGGUGUUAAACUCGCUUUUGAGUGGCAACCAGGUGAUCCUCCAGAAAGAAGAACUCCAAAGGGAAGAAUUUUUAAAUUCCAUCAAAUGGCAACACGUGGAACCACAGUCGAGGUCGAUCAAGAAUUUUCUGAAGUUUUCGUACCUUUCACUAAAAAGCAAAGAACGAGAACUUAUCGAAUAUACAUUACUCGUAAAAAAACUGCAACAUAUUGCGACGAAGCUGGGAUGAGAUUUCUUGGUGAACUUAAAAUUGAUUUUCAAAAUACUUUUCAUGGAAUGGAAAGGCCAGUACUAUUUUCACUUCGUUUCGGUAAAAUGGAAAUUGAUGCUACUGCAAUAGAUCAAGUUACCGAACAAGUUUACCAAACCACUUUUAAAUUGGAAUUGGAAGAAUCUGAUUCUUUUCUGUAA
Molecule: messenger RNA, 1671 nt
Organism: Racocetra persica
Lineage: Eukaryota; Fungi; Glomeromycota; Glomeromycetes; Diversisporales; Gigasporaceae
Source: the annotation of a GenBank genome assembly